Molecule: messenger RNA, 291 nt
Organism: Prunus armeniaca (apricot)
Lineage: Eukaryota; Viridiplantae; Streptophyta; Magnoliopsida; Rosales; Rosaceae
Source: the annotation of a GenBank genome assembly
AUGGCUGAUCAUGUUGAUAACAAUGAAAAACCUCCACUGCCAUUUCAAACACCAAUGCAACAUCAAAUGGGACUCAUUUACACUCGGAAAAUUCUGGAAAUGUUUGAGAAGGAAGACUUCAGAAGUCUUUUAUGCUUGUUCGAACUUGUAGAGCAAGAUGAGACGCACUGCAGAUACAAAGUGAGCCGGGUAUUCUGUGUAGCAUUCUUAAGAAUGAAGCAGGUUGAGCACUUGCCAGACAAGUACAUAUUGAAACGAUGGCUUCAAAGUGCGAAAAACGAUGUAAUAUAA